AUGGACCCCGUCAAGUCGUCAACAUCAAAUCCAGGUUCUCCUCCCCUGGAGUCCAAGCACCCCCCCUCCUCCACAUCUCCCAGCAAAGAAGACCAGUCAUCGCAACCGCCCAAGAAGGCAACAGCAAGGAAGAGGACAAAGACCGGUUGUUUGACCUGUCGUAGACGCCGAAUCAAGUGUGACGAAGGCAAGCCGACAUGCAACAACUGCAUCAAGUCGAAGCGAAACUGCGAAGGGUAUAGCCAGAGGCUCACCUUCAAGGAGCCUCUGGGCUCCUUUCCUUCCGGUCAUCUCUAUAGCCAUCCUGUCUAUCACCCGCAAGCUCAAGAUGCCCUUUUCGGCGCGCAGAAACCGGCAGCACAAAUCAAAGCGUCAUCGUCCCGAGCACCGCUCGCCAUCAUCACCCCGAAACCCCCACCGGCGGAUUUUUCUUCAGGGGCGCGGUCUCUUCAGUUUGGGCAGGAGGGGGGGUAUGGACCCCCGUCGACUGCUGGAGGCUCCGCUUUCAACAACCACGCGGCGCAAUUACCGACUCCCCCGGUUCUGGGCCCCGAUUCGGGCCUCGUUGCCGAACAUUUGUCGCCCUCUACGCAGAGGGGGUCACUCUCCCUUCAUGGAGGGUCGUCCUUCGGCGCCCAGGCAACGGUCAUGCAAGGCUUUGGGAUUCACCCAACGAUGGCAGCAGAUGCGCCUCCUGUUUUUGCUAGCCACCAUGCGCCCGUCUCUGGCCCCGGGCAACCGCUUGUAACUCCCCAAAGCGGCGGCGGUACAAUCGAUCGGCCCUUGGGUGGCGAGCGGGAUUACUGGCAGUCGGAUGAUGAGGCGUCAAUGGCAGACUCGGGGGACGAGGAUGCGCAUCCGGACCUUCAUCUUCCCCAUCUCGAGUCGAAUGACCUUGGGAUACAGGUAGCUCGACGACUAGAGCCGCAUCGCGACUUGUAUGGGGUGCGGAUCCGAUCGUUCGGCGGCAUGGCCGAAGAGAAUAUCCUCGACACGUACACGCCAUCGUCAGCCAGCUCACCCCUGAACGACUCUCAGACGGCGACCGUGUUCUGGUACUUCGUCAAUGUUACGGGCCAGAGCAUGUCGCUGUACGAGAGGCAUCCCUUUGAUCCUACUCCUAUGUUCCACGGCCAUCCCGUUCCGAAACAGCGCCAACACAUAUGGACUUAUACCUUCCCGAUCAUGGCGUUUAACCAUCCCGCGCUGAUGCAGGCCAUGCUUGCCCUGGGUAGCCUGCAGAUGGCAAAACUACAGGAUUCCCCCCCUACGGCGGCCAUGAAGCACUACCAUCUGAGCCUCAGGCGAAUAGCGAAGAACUACCAGAGCCCCCAAAAACGUACCCAGCCGGCCACGUUGGCAGCCACGCUCCUGCUCGGCUUCUACGAAGUCUGGAACUCGGACCACGACAAGUGGUGCAAACACCUGUGGGGCGCGCGCGCCGUGCUCAGGGACAUUCCCCUCCGACGGCAGACGUGUGACGUACUCGCAUACAAACGGAGGCGGUGGCAGCAGCUGAUCCGAGGUCACCACGUCGACCCGGGGGCGGUCGAUACCGAACUCAUCUUCCAGUUAUCCGGCCAAAUGGUCAGCUAUGACAACACCGCGCAGGGCCACGUUAUCGACGAUUCGACCGGUCCGACGCGCAUCACCGAGCGGGACGUUGAGAAAUACGAACAAAUGCGCGACCUGUACUGGUGGUAUUGCAAGAUGGACGUUUACCAGAGCUUUCUCGGGGGGACGCGGCCAUUGAUGGAAUACAAGGAAUGGACGCAAUGCGUACCCCGCGGUUCAUUUGGGAGGAUGGACUCGAUUUCUGGAACAUUCGAUUACCUUAUUCUCCUGCUCGGGCGGCUAGCAGAUUUUGCCUCUCGGGAUCUAGCCCGGAAGCGGAGGGCCAGAAAGGCCCAGGGCCCCGGGCCGGGGCCGGGACCGGGCCCGGGACUGUCACCGGGAUCGUCGGCUUCGGGAACCGGGGGCGGUGCCUCUCCUCCUUUCGCGCAAGGCCCUCCGGGAGCAGGCCGCGGGAACUCACCCCCGUCGUUCCCCGGCCUCAUGCCGACCUCCGGCCGCGUGACGGUACCGCGGGGCUUUACCCCGCCCCCCGAGUUCUCACCGGGCAGCGAACCGGCAGAAGGCAUGGACCUCGACGCCUCCACGGCCAAGGCAAUGCGGGAAUGGGAAGAAAUCCGGCAAGCCUUCGAGGUCUUCCGGUCGCGUCUCGGGCCGGACUUUGAGCCCAUGGGCCCGGACUUUGCGCCUCCCGAGAUGACCCCGUUCGGGCCGGCGCUGGUGUACCGGACGUACGGCAUCGCCGGCGUCUGGAUGAACUACUACAUGGGUCUGAUCGUCCUGCACCGCGCCCACCCGUCGAUGCCGCCCGUCGCCGUGGCGGCCGCGGGCAUGGCAGCGCAGCGGACGGGCAGGUGGGCCAACGAGAUUGCGCGGAUAUGCGCGGGCGUGCACGAGGACACGACCCAUUUGGCCGCCAUCAGCACGCUGUUUCAGGACCUCGCCCAGCGGCACUGGACGAUCCGCCGCCUGCGCGAUAUCGCCCGGCUGACGGGGUGGCAGUCGGCGCGGCAGAUCGCCGACGGUUGCGAGACGGGCUGGAACAGGGCGGCCGAGAUGGGCCGCGGCCCGCCCUACCACAGUCCGCCCGAGCUGGGCCCGCUCUUCCCGGACUCGGUGUGGAACCGGCCGCGGCGCAUCGACCGGCGCAUCCAGGAGCUCGGGGCCGGCGAGAACCGGCUGGUGCUGGCAAGAUCGGAGCAGGCGCACUACGCCCUGGGCCUGCUGAGCGUCGAGAGGGACUUGUAUACCUUGGAUAUCGGAGAUGAUGCGGAGGGAGAGGAAGAGGCGGAGCGGUGA
This is a messenger RNA of Thermothelomyces thermophilus ATCC 42464, 2871 nucleotides long. Its product is annotated as fungal transcriptional regulatory-like protein. Gene Ontology annotation, molecular function: transcription cis-regulatory region binding; DNA-binding transcription factor activity, RNA polymerase II-specific; zinc ion binding. The transcript has 7 exons. Gene Ontology annotation, biological process: positive regulation of transcription by RNA polymerase II. Lineage: Eukaryota; Fungi; Ascomycota; Sordariomycetes; Sordariales; Chaetomiaceae. Gene Ontology annotation, cellular component: nucleus. The record is from RefSeq and is a predicted model, not a curated record. The coding region runs from base 1 to 2871 and encodes 956 amino acids.